AUGACUAACUGUGCAAGUCCUAUUAUUAUCUCGUUAAGUGGUGGUACGGAACCAGCGUUUAAUAGUCGUGGUGACCUUCUUCUUUUGACUAACUAUCGUACAGAAUCCAUUCGUGCAGGUGACAUUGUUGUAUUUCGAAUUGAAGGUGGCGAUAUUCCAAUUGUUCAUCGAGUGAUUAAAGUACAUGAAAAAAACGAUGGUUAUGUCAAAUUUUUGACCAAAGGUGAUGGCAAUCAAGUAGACGAUCGCGGUCUUUAUCUACCAGGACAACUUUGGCUUGAAAGUAAAGAUAUUAUCGAUAUAUUCCAUAUAUUGGGUGCAUAUACAUUUUAA
Molecule: messenger RNA, 333 nt
Organism: Rotaria sp. Silwood2
Lineage: Eukaryota; Metazoa; Rotifera; Eurotatoria; Philodinida; Philodinidae
Source: the annotation of a GenBank genome assembly